Molecule: messenger RNA, 579 nt
Organism: Humulus lupulus (European hop)
Lineage: Eukaryota; Viridiplantae; Streptophyta; Magnoliopsida; Rosales; Cannabaceae
Product: protein FAR1-RELATED SEQUENCE 5-like
Exons: 1
Coding region: 1-579 (192 amino acids)
Source: RefSeq, a predicted model, not a curated record
AUGGGGUUUAGUGUUCGCAAGGAAGAUGUUCGACGUGACCAUGAAAACAACCCGUGGCAACGUAAAUGGGUUUGCUCUAACCAAGGUUUUCGACGCGACAAGUGGACAAACCUUCUAAACCGUAAGAAAAAACCAAGACCUAUCACAAGAACGGGGUGUCUCGCACUUCUACACGUGAACUUGGAUAGGACAGAAAACACUUGGGUGGAGAAAGACUUCAAUCCGAAACAUAAUCAUGAAUUAGCUUCGAAAAGGGAAUUGCACUUCUUGCGAUCUAAUCGAGCCAUACCAGAGUCAAUCGGAGCCCAGGUAAUGUCUAUGCGACGAUCAGGUAUACGCACUUGCCACAUAUUCAACCACCUAGCACAAGAAAGAGGAGGACGUGAGUAUGUACCCUUCCUGAAAAAGGAUCUUUACAAUUGGAUUGGUCGGCAAAGACUAGUUCAAGAUGAAGAAGAAACUGACGCUGAAGGAGCAUUGGGGUACUUGGCAUGUAUGGGCCGCUCUGAUGCUGACUUUUUUGAGACACACACAAUUGAUGUAGAAAAUAGGUUGGCAGACCUAUUUUGGGCUGAUUGA